Porites lobata is the source of this 3150-nucleotide messenger RNA. The record is from the annotation of a GenBank genome assembly. NCBI's taxonomy places the organism in Eukaryota, Metazoa, Cnidaria, Anthozoa, Scleractinia, Poritidae.
CAAGAACUCGAAGGCGACCGCAAACUGGAGUUCGACUUUAACCGCGAAGGACGAAACAUGCAGUACCUAGCUUUAUUACGCUGCUUGUAAGUUCAUUCCAGACAUCAGUAAAUUUAUCAUCACUGAUGACCUAAAACGGUUAAAUUCUGCUUCAUUUUUCUAGGCUGUUCAUCGGUUUGAUUUUGCCUGUUAUGGUCUCUGGUUUUUGGAGUUCACCCCUAUCACGAGGACGAAUGCGAUCGAUGAGACCGCGUCCAAAUAGAAGAAUGACAGGUAAUGGUAAUGGUAAGUGUGCUUAGUGAUAAGAUAACUUUAAAAAACGCCCGAGCAAGAAUAAAGGUGGAUGCAUAUUUAUGAGUUAUGGUCGAAAACUAAGAGCCGGGGGCACGUUUUUGUUCAAGUUUUUCAUUUUUGCCGUAAAGAAACGAGAGGGCUUGGAGAUUGUCACCGUGAAAUGUCCGAUGUGUGGUUAGGGCUCGCCUCAAAGCAUUUUGAGAGUUCGUAAUUGUAAUAUAACAUCCUCGCUUCGAUCGAUCAAGUGAGCAGAAGUCGACGGGAUCAUUUCAGUGAUUUUGUAAGACGCUGCUGACAUAUCGAUGACUCAUCGAUGUUAUCUAGUGCUGUCCAAGAAUCUGAGCGUGAAAAAUGGAGAAAACAAUGGCGUCCCUGCAGGCGUUCUUUUCCUUUCUCCCCCGCGCCCCAAAAUUCUCCUCUCCCCUUCCCCUUUUAACACCUGCCACGCAGACUAGGGUAUCAGUCCAAAAGUGGACAACAUAAUUGUACAGGUAACACGUCAAGAUCUUUAAAUUGAAACACUCAUAUCAGAUAUUUUUUAGUCAAUUCUCUUUGGCGUUAAUUUCCUAUCUUCGAAAGUCGUUUUCCCGUAAAUUCGUGUUAAUGUAAGUCGCGUUAAUUUCUUAUCCCUUCAUUUUUAUUUUCAUAGCGCGUUAAUUUCCUAUAAAAAGGCAGAUAUAUAAUUGUUAUUCUAAUAGGCCAUUUUAUUUAUUCGAGUUGACUCAAGCCUCUGUCUUAAAACGAAGCUAAGUGCGAAGCCUUUGACACAAAAAUGAAUUUUACAGGAGAAAAGUUUAGAAAUUGAGCUCGUUUUGAAAGUGAAGAUUUUUGGAACUCGAAGAUAAUGGUAUUGAUCUUACUAAAAUGACUAUUCCGGUAGGCCACAGUUACUUGGAAUUAUAGAAAAACUAAAUCAGUUUUAAUGAUUCAGUACCUGACUUCGUAAUUGCAGAUAUAAAUGAGUGUGAAACAGGAAAGCACAACUGUGACGCAAACGCUAUCUGCAGUAACACAAUAGGAUCCUUUGUGUGCACUUGCAAGCCAGGGUAUUCUGGGAAUGGAAAAAAAAAACAGUAUUCUUUGGUAUUCCUUAUAAUCGUUUCUUAAUCAACUCUGAUUUUUCUCACAUUUACGCCAGUUACUUUCAGUUACAAGGUAGGCUCGAUUACCAGCCGCUGUUCUGAAAUGAGCCCGCUCUCUUCCUCUCGGGAAGGACCGCCGAAAGAGCAGCGGAAAUCGAGCCUGGUAACAAGGUCGUAUGCUGUUGUAAAGAUUCUUUGGAUAUACCUCAAAAUAUAUGUUGCAGUUGAUUUUUUAUCUUAGAUCAUUUUUGUUUUUCUUUUGUGGGCAUGGUAAUGUAUGCUGCCUAAUGAAGUUGAAACAAAGAAAACAAAAAUUACCUGAGAUUAUAAAAAAUUAACUUCAACAUGUGCAUUGCAGUUACAGUGUCAGUAUUAUUUACAUUGUUGUUCCUUAAUAUGCCUUUUCAGUGUGGUUAGGGCUCGCCUCAAAGCAUUUUGAGACUUCGUAAUUGUCCUCUGGGCUUGUUUCAGUUUAAAAUCCAGAUAUUUUCAAGUUACAUGGCUGAGUAAGAACACCUACUUGUUAAAGAGCUACUUUUCAUUCCACUGCUCCACGAGAAGACGCUUAAUUUAGCGAAAAGACACAAAAACGGAUGGGUGAAAACUGAGAAGAAAAUCAGUGCAGCAGCCAGCUACUGUAUGGAUCAAUCUUUUCUCAGACUUUUGUUCCGGCUAGCACAAAAAUCCAAAUCUGGAUAGUAUAAAAUCCGAACAACGUUUGGCUAAAGGGAACGCAACCUUAAUGUCGCUUUAACCUGCGAUCAGGAGCUCUUUUUUCCUUAACAAUUUGAGAUACUUUAACACUUUUUAAGAAAAUGGGGGGGAGGGCAUCAUCUCAGGUUAAUAAGGAGUUAAAUCAAAGACGUUUUUAGCGACGCACAUCAACCGAAAGAGAGUAGUUUUCUCUUUUAAUUUGACAUCACGCUACAAACUUUGCUUUCCCAAGUGUCUUCAAUUUUCAUAUAGACGAGUUGCCCGAAAAUCCCGCUGCCAUAUAUGGGCUAUAUAGGUAUGUGCCGCUUUGAAGGGUAUGGUUUUCAAGCAGUUUACUCUUGGAUAGGGUAUAUAAAUCAGAGCGUUUGGGUCUAGCAUCCAUAGGGUAGUAUAAGGUAUCAUUUUUCAGGAAACUGAUCAGUUGGUUGAAAUUUUUACAUAGACUAGGGAUUGCGGUAGAAGGUUUUGUUUUGGCUAGACUGCGUUUAGUUUCUGGAAAAUAGCUACUCUAGGAUAAGGGGGAUUUGGGGAGUUUACUCUAGUGUAGGGUAGCCAAAUUCAGCUGAACUAGCUCUGGUAUAGGUUAAGGGUUCCAGGGUCCCUGCGGCACAUCCCAACCCAGAAAUUCCUAAAGUACCCCCUCCCCCCCUCCCACGGCCGAAAAUCUGGUCAAAGUCGCGCCUCAAAAUUGCAACUUUGAAAACAUCCACUGCGGGUUGUCGUAACAGAAAUGAGAAGGGAUGAAGGGAUGAUAAGAAGGGAUUGAGAUAAUUGUCCUCUCGUGCGGUAUAGCCGCCUCGCCUUCUUCUGAGUACAACUAUUGCUCAUUGCAGCUAAAGCAACUCUAUAACAAUGUGCAAAAAGUGAACAAGGUUUCUGGCCAACAGCCCGGGUGGUUUUUAAAGUUGUCCCAGUGCUGAAUAAAAAGGACGUAUUCAAAGAUUUAGCGUCUGAUUUUACUUAAUAACUGAUUAUUUUUUUAUUACCAUCUAUAGGUUGUCGUUCAGUUCAGUGCGGAGGUAACGUAACUAUUAACAACACUGGUGAAAUCACUAGUCCC